CAUAGAUUUUGCGACACCUCUAUGAAUUGUGAAAUUAGAAUUGCAGGGAGGUGGUCGCUUGUAAUUGUGUAUAAAUACCAUAUUGUCAGGAUCUUUGGACAUCAGUUGUCACACGGUCUUCUCCGUCAAACAAUUAAACACACAACAAUGAAAUCUAUUGUGCUGGUUUCUAUGCUCGUUGCCGCGGCGUUGGCUGCUCCUCAAGCACCUACCGAGCCCAUCCCCAUCCUCCGCCAAGACAGCCAAGUGAACGGUGAUGGAUCGUACCAGUAUUCAUAUGAAACCGGCAAUGGCAUCAGCGCGGACCAAAAGGGAGAUCUGAAGAAGGUCGGCGAUGUGGACGCUAUCGAAGUGCAAGGACAGUUCCAAUACCCGAGUGAUAACGGUCAAAAUAUUCAGCUGACGUACACUGCUGACGAGAAUGGUUUCCAGCCCCAGGGCGCUCAUUUGCCCACGGCUCCUCCGGUACCCGAGGCCAUCCAACGCGCCCUGGCCUACCUCGCGACGGCGCCGCCGCAACCUGAACAACCAACACAAUAGAUUUGUCGACUGAUCAAAUACUCAUAGUUAUUUUAUGAUUAUCGUUUUGUAUUUUUAUACUACGUAUUUAUAAUGCUGUAUUAAAUUCUUGUGAUAUU
Molecule: messenger RNA, 638 nt
Organism: Amyelois transitella
Lineage: Eukaryota; Metazoa; Arthropoda; Insecta; Lepidoptera; Pyralidae
Product: endocuticle structural glycoprotein ABD-4
Exons: 2
Coding region: 22-540 (172 amino acids)
Cellular component (GO): chitin-based extracellular matrix
Molecular function (GO): structural constituent of chitin-based larval cuticle
Source: RefSeq, a predicted model, not a curated record